AUGUCUCCCUCAGCAAACGGUAUCAACGGCACUUCCAACGGCGCUUUCCACCAGUCUCUUGACGGUCUCGAAGAGAACCCUCUCCGACGGACCUGGCGUGGAAACAAACAGGGAACAAUUGAGCUGGGUACUGUCCCUACGUUUGACAAUCCUUAUGAAGAACGUGAAUGGAUCAAGGAGCAUAUGGCUGCCGCCUUCCGUUACUGGGGAAAGAUAGGUUUCGCUGAGGGAGUUUCUGGUCACAUAACUGUUCGUGAUCCAGUCCUUCCCGACCACUACUGGAUGAACCCCUUUGCCGAACACUUCUCGACCAUGACCAAAUCUAUGUUGUGUCUCGUUGGUCCUGACGGUUAUGUUACUAAGCAUGGUGCACAGCUGCCCAUUAACACGGCCGGAUUCUACAUUCACAGCGCUAUUCACAAGGCCCGUCCCGACGUGAAGGCAGCCGCUCACUGUCACUCCGUCAACGCCAAAGCCUGGGCCGCAUUCGGCCGCCCCAUCGAAACACUGACCCAAGACUCAUGCUUGUUUUAUGACAACCACUGUGUGUACGAGAACUUUGGCGGCAUCGUUCUUGCCCAGGAAGAGGGCGAAAACAUCGCCAAGGCUAUGGGUCCCAAGUUUAAGACUUGUAUCUUGCAAAAUCAUGGACUUUUAACUCUCGGAAACACCGUUGAUGAAGCCGUCUAUUUGUUCGCUGCCCUCGACCGGCAAUGCAAAGUCCAGCUUAUGGCUGAGGCUGCCGCUGCCAACGGGCUAAAAAAGACCAUCAUCUCAAAGGAGGACGCCGAAUUCACUGCAAGGACCAUCCAGUGGUGGGAGAACACUUACUUCCAACCUGAAUAUAAGCUUCUUUUGCAGGAGACCAAUGGAGCAUUCUUGCUGUGA
Messenger RNA from Guyanagaster necrorhizus, 888 nucleotides. RefSeq names its product arad-like aldolase/epimerase. Gene Ontology annotation, cellular component: cytoskeleton. Gene Ontology annotation, molecular function: actin filament binding. The coding region runs from base 1 to 888 and encodes 295 amino acids. The transcript is spliced from 8 exons. NCBI's taxonomy places the organism in Eukaryota, Fungi, Basidiomycota, Agaricomycetes, Agaricales, Physalacriaceae. The record is from RefSeq and is a predicted model, not a curated record.